This is a messenger RNA of Gavialis gangeticus (Gharial), 1041 nucleotides long. RefSeq names its product vesicle transport through interaction with t-SNAREs 1B (gene VTI1B). Gene Ontology annotation, cellular component: Golgi apparatus; late endosome membrane; endoplasmic reticulum membrane. Gene Ontology annotation, biological process: regulation of protein localization to plasma membrane; macroautophagy; retrograde transport, endosome to Golgi. The record is from RefSeq and is a predicted model, not a curated record. Gene Ontology annotation, molecular function: SNARE binding; SNAP receptor activity. Bases 59 to 757 code for a protein of 232 amino acids. The transcript has 6 exons. Lineage: Eukaryota; Metazoa; Chordata; Crocodylia; Gavialidae.
CCGGAAGUAGCGGCGCGGAGCGGGCGGUGGGGCUAGGGUCGUUUUUGUCACAGUCGUCAUGGCAGUGCGGGGCCCGGGCUCCUCCGAGCACCUGGAGCGGCUACACGAGAUCUUCCGGGAGCUGCAUGGGCAGCUGCGCGGCCUCCCCGAGCGCCUGCGGGGCGGCCUGGCCGAAGAGAAGAAGAAACUAAUACGAGAAUUUGAUGAGAAACAACGGGAAGCAAAUGAAACGCUGCGGGAGAUGGAAGAAGAAUUGAAGCAUGCGCCACUGCCCUUCCGCAACCAAAUGAUGAGCAAGAUCCGGGCCUACAAGAGAGACCUGUCAAUGUUCCAGAGAGAGAUGAGAGUCACAGAUCUGGGCUUGGUUCCUGGCAAUCGGGGAGACACAAAAUAUGGAAUCUACUCCAUGGAAAAUGAGCAGAGUACUCAGCUGCAGUCUCAAAGGGUGCUGCUUCUCCAGGGCACAGAUAGCUUGAACCGAGCCACUCAGAGCAUUGAGCGUUCACACCAAAUUUCUGCAGAGACUGAUCAGAUUGGUACCAAUAUAAUCGAGGAACUUGGGGAGCAGCGAGAGCAGCUGGAACGCACCAGAGGCAGAUUGGUGAACACAAAUGAGAACUUAAGCAAGAGUCGUAAGAUCCUUCGUUCCAUGUCCAGAAAAGUAACUACAAACAAGUUGCUGCUGUCUGUCAUCAUCAUCCUGGAACUAGCCAUCUUGGGAGGUGUGGUCUACUACAAGUUCUUCCGGAAAAGCUGAGCUUUCAUGGCAGAGACUGGUUUUCAUAACUGUCCAUCAAGGAUCAUAUGUUGACAGUGUAGCUGAGUUAUUGGAAGGCAGUAGCUCCAGAAAAGUGGAUGGGACAGCUCUUCCUAGUGAAGGGUCCUGUGAUUGAACUGUCAGGUUUGACAGCACGCUCAAAAUGAAACUGUACUAACUCUAGGCGGGCACCAAGUGAUGGUAAAAGAGAAAAUGCAGAGACACUGAUUGAAGUCAUGGUAAGACUAAUAACAAAGGUAAUAAAUGUUUUAUUACACAUUCAA